Messenger RNA from Sorghum bicolor (sorghum), 1582 nucleotides. RefSeq lists its product as uncharacterized. The record is from RefSeq and is a predicted model, not a curated record. Bases 268 to 1413 code for a protein of 381 amino acids. The transcript has 3 exons. Lineage: Eukaryota; Viridiplantae; Streptophyta; Magnoliopsida; Poales; Poaceae.
UGCUUGUCCCUCUUUACCACACAAAGAAAGCUAGCCAAACAAGCUUGGAGCCCCACUUCAUGCCCAUUUUGAUCCGUCCUUGGCUGCCACCACCACGCGCUCGUGUCCCUACGAUUACACUGGCGAACUCAAAUCAAAUUCACUAGAAACUGGUAGAAUUUGGCACCUCUUAUAUUCAAAGCUUAGCCGUGUAUAUAUAUGACCAUGACCUCCUAGAGCACCAUGACUCCAUGAGCUAAUAAUCCAAGAAGAACCAUACUGCCACUCAUGUCUACUGCGUCCUUUGUCACCUACCUUCAGAGGCCCCGGGAGCUGCCGGUGCCGGAGUUCCGGGCGCCGCCGCCGUCCCCGGUCACCGGCGUCCUGACUGGCAGCAGCUCGGGGUCGUCCGGGUACGGUGAGUGCCACCAGGAUGACGACGAUAUCGGCAGGUUCCUGCGCUGCUCCACCAGGGUCCCAGUGCUGCGGCUGCCGGAGAGGCCCGGCCCACGGAGAAACAAGAAGGCGGCGGCCUGGGCACCGCCUGUCGUCGACAUGCGCCUGUUGCACUCACUGUCGUCGGUGGAGGGAGGCGGAGGGUCCGCGGUGGAGGCACUGAGGUCGGCGGCCGUCGCGUUUGGGUGCUUCCAGGUGGUCGGCCACGGGGUCGACGCGAGCUUGCUAUCGGCAGCGUUUCGUGCUGCGAGGUCGGAGGGAUCGCCGGCGCUGGAGACGGAGGGAAUCCGAGCAGGAGAUGAGGAUGAGCUGUGGUGGCUGCGGGGCGAAGGGGACCAAGAAAUGGCGGGAACUCAGCCGUUGCGAAACGGUCCCAACCAAUUCAUCAGGAACAAAGCAGAUGAUUUGUUUACUCAGCUUGAGCAAGCUUCAACCAAGCUCCUGCACGCCUUGCAGUUGCAGCAAGCCAGUGCAGCUGAACCGUUGGCUAAAGCUGAAGCAAACGGCUCGCUUCUCUGCAUCCGCGAGCACCGACGCAGCGGCAGCAGCGCGUCCGGCGGCCCGAUCAGCCAAGAUGACGUCCUGCGGAUGCUGGUACGGAGCUCGCGGUGCUCGCGCGCUCUCGCUCUCCACCUCUGCCCCGGCGCGUCGGCGUUCCACGUCUUCUCGCGGCGAGGCUGGUCCAGGUUCUCGCCCCUUGACGGCGCCCUCGUGGUCACCGUCGGGGACCAACCACAGUGCGGGCACUACAAAAGCGUGUCUGGCAAACCAGCUUACAGCAAUGAUGAUCUCCAAGGAGACAGCAGCGAUGCCAUCUCGGCAGAAUUCUUCCUUUCCUGCUCUUCAGCAGGAGCGGCAAAGGAGACUAUGAACAUGGACACCAUGAAGGUCAUCCCGUUGAAUCUGCAGAUCAUGGUAGCAGCUUGCCUUGUGCUUGUUUACCAUGUCUUCCUGUCAUGCUCGUAUGCCAUUUGGUAAUGUUCAGCGAGACAGCAACUGCAGGGCUUGUUUCCCUUUACUGAGUAUGCAAAAGUAUGCAACACAUUUGCCACUGUUAGUCAGCCUAAACAUCAGAAUGGACAAAACCCAAAUUUGGUCUCAGUUAUCGGAAGGAUAGUACUCCUAACACAGUAUCUACAUUUACAUA